CAUAAUUAUUUCGUAUUAAUCGUGUAUAUAUUUUCGAUAUCGAAAACAAUAAUGGAUGUAAGAAUUUUAAGAACGAUAUUACAUAGCUGUGAGGAUGCAGAGAAGAGUAUUGAAAACACGGAAGAUUAUAAAGAUUUUUUAAAUACGAAUGCAUUUGUACCAAGAUCCGACAUUGUCUUACGUGCCUUAUCUACAUCAUUUUCUAAUCUUUUGUACUACAAAGUAUCCAAAGAAGCUUACCAAAGAUAUUCUGUUCGUCUUCACGUUAUUGAUACAUUGCGUGAAUUAUUACGCAUAACUGAGAGAUUUCAAUCUUUACACAUAUUUAGAGACAGAGAAAAUACGUCGAAAUUUGUUGAAAAUUUAAUGGAAAAAUAUCUACCAGAUGUUUUAGACGAAUGUGUGUCUACUUACACAUUGACAUCAUUAACAGGAGCAUUAAUGUGUCUUGCUAAAUAUAAUACUCGUUUUGUGUAUUAUAUAGAAAAGAUAAUUGCUAAACUUUCUUACUUGGAAUCUACUAAUGAAAGUGAAAAAUUGUUAUGUUAUGCUUUACAACAGAGUGCACAACUUGGACUUAGUUUAUCUACAAAAGAAAGAAUAUAUCAUUCACAGCGAUAUAAACUAAUAGAGGAAGUUUUAAUUGAAGAUUUUACAUCGACUUGUCUCAAUAUUAAUACAGAAGUCGAUAAAGAUUGCCAAGAAGAGAUUAAACAUUCAGUAAACGAAUUACUCGAAUUCGCAGCUCUAUCACCAUACAUAUUUCAAUUAAUAUGUAAUUUUUUGAAAGAAUUGUUUGUACAUUUAGAAUACGCACCUAUGGUUUUAACAUUUAUACAAGCGACAUUGAAGCGUAUUCUCGCUCAUUGUCAAAAUAAGGACAAAGAUAUAUUAGAUCUUUAUCCCAAAUAUUUGCAUUCGUGUAUUAUUUUAUUAAGAAUAGAGCCCCAUUAUCAUACGUCUAAUUCGAAAGCUUAUAUAUUAGAAAAAAUAACAGAAAUUUAUGAAUCUAAUAAAGACGAUAUUUUGAUUUUACUCUCACAUUUUCCCGAAUGGCUUCCGUUCAUCUCAGAUUAUCUAGCUAAUCAAUUUAUCUGCAUAAAUAAUUAACAAUAAUGAUAAUAAUAUAUGUAUAUAGGCUGAAAUAUUUUUAUAAAUAUA
This is a messenger RNA of Polistes dominula (European paper wasp), 1161 nucleotides long. RefSeq lists its product as uncharacterized. Lineage: Eukaryota; Metazoa; Arthropoda; Insecta; Hymenoptera; Vespidae. The record is from RefSeq and is a predicted model, not a curated record.